AUGAGUUCCAAGGGUAAAGGAAAGAACAAUAAAGGAGAAACUAGUUCAAAGAAUGAGAGAAUUGCUAUAAUAUCCACCGACAGGUGUAAACCAAAAAAGUGCAAACAAGAGUGCAGAAAGAGUUGUCCAGUGGUCAAGACGGGGAAGUUGUGUAUCGAAGUCACACCUGCAUCCAAAAUCGCAUUCAUAUCUGAAACAUUAUGUAUCGGGUGUGGUAUCUGUGUGAAGAAAUGUCCCUUUGAUGCCAUUACAAUUAUCAAUUUGCCAACCAACUUGGAUGCUGAAACUACCCAUAGAUACUCAGCAAACUCCUUCAAAUUGCAUAGGUUACCUACACCAAGACCGGGACAGGUUUUGGGUUUGGUAGGUACCAACGGUAUUGGUAAAUCGACGGCAUUGAAAAUCUUGGCUGGUAAACAAAAGCCCAAUUUAGGUAGAUAUGAUGAUCCACCAGAUUGGGAAGAAAUUUUGAGAAAUUUCAGAGGUUCAGAAUUACAAAACUAUUUCACUAAAAUCUUGGAAGAUGAUAUCAAAGCCAUUAUCAAGCCACAAUAUGUUGAUAAUAUUCCUCGUGCGCUAGCUAAAUCAAAAGUCAAAGCAGUCGGAGCUAUCUUGGAUUCAAAAAAUGAAAGACCCGACUCGUUUGAGUACGUUUUAAAAGUGUUGGAAUUGAAGCAUGUGUUGGAGAGAGAUGUUGAAAACUUGUCGGGUGGUGAAUUACAAAGAUUUGCUUUGGGUAUCACUUGUGUACAAGAUGCUAACGUUUACAUGUUUGACGAGCCAUCUUCAUACUUGGAUGUCAAGCAAAGAUUGAGAGCUGCCGAAAUUAUAAGAUCGCUUUUAUCUGCAACAACAUAUAUUAUUUGUGUCGAGCACGAUUUGUCGGUUUUGGACUACUUGUCAGAUUUCAUUUGUAUUCUUUAUGGUGCACCAUCGGUUUAUGGUGUUGUUACUUUACCAUCAUCUGUUAGAGAAGGUAUAAAUAUCUUUUUGGAUGGUCAUAUACCUACUGAAAAUAUGAGAUUUAGGACAGAAUCGUUGCAAUUUAGAUUGGCGGAUGCCGCCGAUGACUUAAUCUUGGACAAAUCAAACUCAUUGGAAUACCCAAGUAUGACCAAGACUCAAGGCGAUUUCAAAUUAGAAGUUGAGGCUGGUGAUUUCACAAACUCUGAGAUUCUAGUCAUGAUGGGAGAAAAUGGAACCGGUAAAACUACAUUUUGUAAGUUGUUAGCUGGUGCUAUAUCGCCCGACGGAGGGAAAGAAAUUCCUAAAUUGAAUGUGUCAAUGAAACCUCAAAAGAUUGCACCAAAGUUUACAGGAACUGUGAGACAAUUGUUCUUUAAAAAGAUAAGGGCGUCAUUCUUGCAUCCUCAAUUCCAAACUGAUGUCGUUAAGCCAUUGAAAAUUGAAGAUAUUGUUGAUCAAGAAGUGCAAACUUUGUCAGGUGGUGAGUUGCAAAGAGUGGCCAUCGUAUUGGCAUUAGGUAUACCUGCAGAUCUUUACUUGAUUGACGAGCCUUCAGCAUAUUUGGAUUCCGAGCAGCGUAUUAUUUGUUCCAAAGUUAUUAGAAGAUUUAUUUUGCAUGCUAAAAAGACUGCAUUUAUUGUUGAGCACGAUUUCAUCAUGGCCACAUACUUGGCAGACAGAGUUAUCGUUUUCGACGGUCAACCAUCUAGACAUGCAUUUGCAAGAACUCCAGAAUCCUUGUUGACGGGUUGUAAUAGAUUUUUGAAGAAUUUGAAUGUCACUUUUAGAAGAGAUCCAAAUUCUUAUAGACCAAGAAUUAACAAGUUGGAUUCACAAAUGGAUAAAGAACAAAAAUUGUCAGGAAACUAUUUCUUCUUGGAAAACACUGAGUUGUAA
Molecule: messenger RNA, 1863 nt
Organism: Lodderomyces parapsilosis
Lineage: Eukaryota; Fungi; Ascomycota; Pichiomycetes; Serinales; Debaryomycetaceae
Gene: RLI1
Product: Fe-S cluster-binding ribosome biosynthesis protein
Exons: 1
Coding region: 1-1863 (620 amino acids)
Biological process (GO): translational initiation; translational termination; ribosomal subunit export from nucleus
Molecular function (GO): ATP binding; iron ion binding; ATP hydrolysis activity
Source: RefSeq, a predicted model, not a curated record